Adineta ricciae is the source of this 1449-nucleotide messenger RNA. Lineage: Eukaryota; Metazoa; Rotifera; Eurotatoria; Adinetida; Adinetidae. The record is from the annotation of a GenBank genome assembly.
AUGACUAAUUCACCUCCAGUCGCUCGAGAAUAUUCUCUUCGAAUAUCGAAGAAUGUGCGACAUUGGCCAGAUCUUCUUCAACUGGUUUAUCAACAACAAGUAGCUUUAGAAGAUAUGUUCACAAGAAGUACUACACUUUACGGAACUGUACGAGUCAACAACAUUGCAUUUGACAAACGAGUCUCCGUUCGGUUUACCGUCGACCAGUGGAAAACAUGCUCGAUAAUCAAUGCAUUUCAUUCCAUACAUCAUGCAGAUACUAAUACAGAUUGCUUGCAAUUUAAACUACUUAUACCAAAAGAAGAAUUACAAUCACCGCCUACGUGUCUUUCAUUUGCAAUUUGUUAUCAGAUUAAUCAACGAGAAUUUUGGGAUAAUAAUUUCGGUAAAAAUUAUAAUCUGGAUGUCAUCGAGCGUAACACAUUAGAUGCAUCAUGCAAGUUUUUUAAAGAAGAUCAGUGGUUGUAUCGACAACUUGCUCAAGACUAUCACGCGAUUUCCAAUGGAAGAAGAGAUUUAUGUGGAUUGAAAAAUCUUGGUGGAACGUGUUACAUGAAUUCAGUUUUGCAAUCAUUAUCAAUGACUGCACUGUUAACUGAUUCUCUUCUAAUUGAUCAUCGUAUCGAUAUGAAUGACGGAACAGUACUGAGCGAAUUUGUGAAUUUAUUAUAUUUACUCCAUUACAGUGACUAUUGUGUUCUAUCACCGAAUCCGUUCAAACAAAUUUUUGGUCAUUUGAACAAAACUUAUUUGCAAAAUCAACAACAAGAUGCUCAUGAAUUUCUUCUUCUGUUGUUAGAUUGUUUGUAUCAAGAUCUGAUUCAAAUCAAAUCAAAGAGAGAAGAUCGAAACACGUCAUUAAUCCUAGAUUUAUUUUAUGGUACCUACAGAACAACGACAACAUGUUCAAAAUGUAAAAACAUGUCAAUCAAUUUUGAUCCUUUUCUUUGUCUAUCUCUUCCAAUACCAUCAACGCAUCACUGCACAUUAGAAGAUUGUAUUGCAGAUUUCAACACUGAUGAAUCUUUAACUGACGACCGGCAAUGGUUUUGUCCGACAUGUCAAUGUCUAUGCGAUGCAACACGACGAUUAGAAAUCGAAAAGCUCCCGAAAGUUUUAAUAAUUCAACUGAAAAGAUUUGAAUUGAAUUUCGACCAAAACUGGGUGAAAAACAAUAGUCAUGUCCAUUAUCCUUUGGAUAGUUUUGAUUUGAAACAGUACUGCUCUUCUUCUUCAUCAUCUUAUACACUAUAUUCGGUUAUUAAUCAUAAUGGCACAUUGAAUGAUGGACAUUACACGACCUUCUGCCGAAAUCUAUCGAACGAUUCAUCUCCGUGGUUUGGAUGCGAUGAUGAUAAAGUUGAAUGUUCAUCUACCGAUAAACUACUGAUGAAUACCAAUGCCUAUCUGCUCUUUUAUAUUCUCGGACACAGCAAAAUAAACGAAUAG